AUGGAGGGCACGCUCAAGGAGCCGCAAGCCAAUCUGUCUGCCAGCGCUGUGCAGGCGCUAGUCGAGAGCGGCCUUGCAUUCAAGGCUGUGGACUGCCUGGAUGAGAAGUAUAACCCCGGUGUCAAGAAGGCUGUGGAGGAGCUGACAGGUGAGUCGCAGCUUCCACAGCUAUUUGCUGGGAGUCGGCUGCUGGGCAACGGCUAUGGCGUGCUGGAGAUGCAAAAGAACGGCGACUUGGCGACCAAGCUGCGGGAACUGGGCGCGGUCGCCCUGAUGGCCAGGAACAAGCCAGGUUCUCCCCAAAAGCCGCCAACAGACGCUGUCGGGGAGGACUUCGACGAGCCUAUGUGCACCUUUGAUUGCGACGUGGAGCUUGCCGAGCUCAGGGAAGCAGGCGGCGCAUCUCAUGAACUCGAUCGUGAGUUCGCACAAGUGCCGUCCUCUUCAGCUUCGUCCUUGGUAGUUGACCAAGAAGGCUCCUUGCUGGACGGCCUUGCCGCUGGAGUGAGCCCCCGUUCAGUUUCCAUGGAUACGAUGCUGCGGUCCUUUGGGUGGCUUUGGCGCUUCCGCCCUGGUAGCCUCAGCACAUCCGAGUGCCGAAGGUUGAGGGCAGCAUCGAGUGAGACGGAGGUGUUCGAUCUAUUCAUUUCCCACACUUGGAUGACGCCCGGAUACGACAAGUACUUGUCCUUGCUGUUGAGCUCGUACAUUCACUCCGCCUUUGUGGUAUGGAUGGCGGUGGCCAUCAGCGUCCUCUUACUCUACGAAGUGAAUGCGUUGCCCAUGCCUUUUGUCUACCAAGUGGCGGCACAAGAGGUUCCAUGCGGCGUUUGGAGUGGAUGUUUGACGUUCUUGGUUGCUCUCGGCGCGCUGUUCGUCGCACCAGAUGCAGCCUCUGCUGUUGGAUGUCGGUCGCAGAGAUGUUUCUACGAUUUGGUGAGCAUCGACCAAGAGGACGCAUCGAGUCGAGAGCGUGGCAUCGCUUCGAUCGGGGGCUUCCUUGCCAGGUCCACGCAACUGCGGAUCUUAUGGAGUCGGCUAUACCUGUCCCGCUUGUGGUGUAUUUUCGAAUUGGCUGCAUAUCGGCGGGCCAAUCCACUGGGAACGGUGAGAGUUCAAGCUCUUUUCAUCGAGCGUGACUUCUUCGUUUUCUGGAUUUGCAUCUGGAUAUGCUGCUUUGUCUUCACCUGCUUCUCGUAUGUGUUCCUCUUGAGCCCUUGGGUGGAGCCUCCACCUGGAUGGUUCCUGGCUCUGGCCCCUUUAUGGCUGACGCCUGCAGUGCACACAGCAAGGCAUGGCUUUCUGGACCAAGAGCAGAUGUGGCGGAACUUCGCGGAGUUCGACCUAAAUGCUGCGUCGUGCACCAAGGAGAGCGACCGAGAAUUUAUCCAUUCAGCUAUCUCCCGUUGGUACGGAAGCCUGCCGCACUUCGUCAACUACGUCCAGCAGGUGUUGGCAAAGGAGCUCAAGAAGAACGUUUCUCAGAAUCGAGUUCCACUUAAAUACUGUUUUCUGGCCGCAAGUCCGGUCAUGGGGUUUCAUCUCGACGUCAUCGGGGCACUUCUUGCAGCGGAUGCGCGGGCGGUCGUGGUCGCCCGAUUUCUUGCGCAGUUCGUCUCAGUUGACGUCGUGGGCGUGUGGCUUAUCAAGUUUUUCUUCUGGCUAGCGCAGCGGUUUGCCAGACCCCGAUUUGCAUCGCGUGCGCUGGACUGGGUGCAGUCAGCACUAGUUUCAAUGCUGGGCUGCUGUGGGUUCUUGGUGCCUGUGGCAAUUGUCAAGCUAAAUCAAAUCAGUUCCGGUUAUGCUCUCGCCGCAGCUGCUGUCGUCGCUGUUGGGCUCCUGGCCAGCUGGCUUCGAACACCAUGCCAGCCUGGACAGGAAUGA
This is a messenger RNA of Symbiodinium natans, 1884 nucleotides long. Lineage: Eukaryota; Dinophyceae; Suessiales; Symbiodiniaceae. The record is from the annotation of a GenBank genome assembly.